CCUGAUGAGAUUUGCCUUCAUGGUCGCCAACAACCUGGUUGCCAUCCCAUCUUACAUCUGCUAUGUGAUCCUCCUGCAGCCCCUCCGAGUGCUGGACAGUAAGCGCUUCUGGUACAUCGAAGGACUCAUGUACAAAUGGCUUUUAGGAAUGGUGGCUUCCUGGGGCUGGUAUGCUGGGUACACAGUGAUGGAAUGGGGGGAAGAUAUUAAAGCAAUUUCUAAUGACGAAGCAGUGAUGCUGGUGAACCACCAGGCCACAGGAGAUGUGUGUACAUUGAUGAUGUGCCUACAGGACAAAGGGCCGGUUGUGGCUCAGAUGAUGUGGCUGAUGGAUCAUAUUUUCAAGUAUACAAACUUUGGAAUUGUUUCCCUGAUUCAUGGGGACUUCUUUAUAAGACAGGGAAGAUCCUACCGUGACCAACAGCUGCUGGUUCUCAAGAAGCACCUAGAACAGAAUUACAGGAGCAGAGAUCGAAAGUGGAUUGUUCUAUUUCCUGAAGGGGGCUUCCUCAGGAAGAGGAGAGAAACAAGCCAGGCAUUUGCCAAGAAAAAUAACUUGCCAUUUCUUACACAUGUCACUUUGCCAAGGUUUGGGGCAACAAACAUUAUCCUGAAUGCCCUUGUUGCUCGGCAGGAAAAUGGAAGCCCAGCAGGAGGAGACGCUAGAGGUUUAAGGUGCAAACCAGGAGGCCUCCAGUGGAUAAUAGACACAACCAUAGCUUAUCCCAAUGCUGAGCCAGUAGAUAUUCAGACCUGGAUCCUUGGGUACAGGAAACCAACAGUCACUCAUGUCCAUUACAGGAUUUUUCCAAUUAAAGAUGUGCCCCUGGAGACGGAUGACCUCACCAGCUGGCUCUACCAGCGGUUUAUUGAAAAGGAGGACCUCUUGUCACACUUCUAUAAGACAGGAGCCUUUCCUCCUGCCCAGGGCCACAAGGAAGCUGUUUCCAGGGAGAUGACCCUCAGUAACACGUGGAUAUUCCUCAUUCAGUCCUUCGCGUUUCUGUCAGGCUAUCUGUGGUUCCACGUCUUUCAGUAUUUUUACCAUUGCCUGUUUUAGGAACUGACUGGGACUUGCCACAUAGGAUUUCAGACUUCAUACAUGUGCAUUAUUUUACAUGUGCAAAUCUAGAUAUACAAAUCAAAAUAUAUAAAAAGCAAAGGAAAUUCAGAUGGAUGGAUUACUGUUUAUCCCCUUUGGGAUAUUUUAAAACUCUGCUACAAAGAGGAUCAGUAAUACAAUGAUGUGCUAAUAUAUUUUAAGAACUUUCGUAUUUUAAAGAGAUACACUCUACCAUAUGUUUAUGCAAGCAUCACACUGGGAGAAGAGGAAGUCAUAAAAUCAUCCCAGAAGACUCCGAAAGAAACUGUCACCACCAGAUGCCCUUGGUCAUGCCCGUCCAGAAGCUGUGUUCCUCUUUACAAGGGCAGAGUGUCACAGUAUUGAUGUGCCCACCACCAUGCUGAGGUACUGGUCACCUUGGAGAGCUGGCGUGCGGGCCUGAGGAGUGGCCUCCUUACCUAGCAAGCUGCAGUCCCCACCCCUGACUGAGGUGCGGCACUGGCACUCCGUGAGGAGCAGUGUCCACUGUGCACCUGCAGCACUGUGUCCCUGGAAAGGCCAGCUCAGCCCGUAACGUGUUUACAUGUGCUAGUGCACUCCCUUCUGUCGGGGAGGGGACACCCACUUUCUCUUUUUGUAUAGAAGGCACAUCAUAGAAUGAUAAUUGUAUUUUAUAAAAUGCACUUUUAUCAGAUGCAAAUAUAGCAAAGGCUAGCAACGUAGCCUGAAGCCAAGGGCAGCCUCACCAUGGGCAGGCUCACCAUGGGCAGCCUCACCAUGGGCAGGCUCCCAGGAGGCUUCCUGUCUGCGCUUGCCCGUGAUGUGCUCCAGCACCACCUGCAUUGGGCACCUCCCCCAGUCUGACAUAGUAGCACCAAAUGUAUUUGGGGGUAGUUAAAGCAAAUUAAUGUAAACCAUUUAAAUGGCCAGUUUAAGGGAAAUAGACUAGCUUAUUAGGAAAUAAAAGGUAGAACCAGACAUUGGCUUGCAGUAUUGGCAAGACCUCCUGUGGCCCCCAGAAUCUGUGCAGACAUCAUUUUGUUUUGUCAUUAUGUCAAGUAAAUGCCCUUCUCAGGGUGGCAGGACCAGGAGACAGCAGCUCAAUACACUUCCUAGCUUCUUCCAGUUGUUUUUGAAGAGGACAAAGUCAAGCAAGUUUUUGUUCAUUUCUAGAAAACUUUUAAAUUUUUGUCAUUGUGUUCAUAUACUUACCUCAUAGGAGAGCCAAACUGUGUAAGAAGUGCAGGCACUGCACCAGUGUUGGGACAGAGCGUGGGUUUGGUUUAGGAUGGUAAAAUUCCCAAACUUGAAUAUGUCAGCAGUAGUUUUUUGUGGCAUGACCACUGUAGAUUCCCCCAUUGUUACUAACAGCACAAAUAAUAAUUCUGAGAAAUAGGCUGUAAAACAAAAAUUAAAGACUAAUGUUUUCUGCUUUCAAAUAAACCAAAAGAGGAAAAGAUGUGGAUUUUCCCUAGUUGUAGAGGAAAGGUUGACCAACACCAAAUAAAAGCCCACAGCAGCUUCAUGUUUAGCAAACCCAGAGCAUGUGUGGAAGAGAAUGACAUGUUACUUGAAAGACCUCACUAGUCCCACACCCCUGCUGUUAAGCUGCAGAAGACAUUGGGUUUGGUAGCAGUUGUUAUGAAAACGGCUGUCUUGGAACCUAAGCAUUUUACUCUGGUUUGCAGGGACAGUGAAUAGGUGAAGAAAGCAGAGAGGUGCCAUUUGGUGCUUCUGCUUGAGGCAGGAAAGACUCUUCUGGUGCAGGAUAGAUUGAAUUGAGACAUUAGUUGUCAUCUAGGGGAGGAGUUGUUCACUGUCCAGUAUAGCAUGCAGUCCUGGCUAGCAGACCAUUUCAUCAUCGCAAAGCCAGCCAGUUCCGUGCAGACAGAAACGUGACUCUGGCCUACUUGUACCGCCGCUGUGCUCCAAAGGAAGAUGACCGUUGAGUAUACUGUACCUGUCAAAGCCACCCCCUAAGAUGUGUUACUUUCAAAUGCAGUUUCAUUUCCAAGUCUCCAGAGUGACAAAUAACUAUAGAUCUGUGACCUAACUUUUGAUAAUAGACAUGAGCUGUAAAUAGACAUAUACUUGAUCUGUCCUACACUCUUCAGUUCUUUCAGCAUGUCUUCUGUGUGCAAAAUAUGUUUGAGAGUAUUGACAGAGCUUCCCUAUCAGUAACUGGAGUCCACCUGCUUGUACUAGGGAGUGUGAAGAGAGAGUAGGGGUUCUUUAUGGCAAUCUGGGAAAGCCGAAAUAUGCCACUGUAGAGAACUGAAUAAAAUUCCCCGUUUGUACUUAGUAUAUAAAGUGGGAUAAAGGAAGCUAAUGUGUUAAGUCGGGCAAAGAGAUUACAGCCAUGCCAGUUUACACCAACAUUCUUUAGAGCUGCAGCUUUUUGCUUUCAGCUGGGCUGCCUGGCUUCCUGCAGACAGGCUGGGCGACUCACUGCUAUAGUCCUUAGACCACAGGGUAGACCAAGCAGCAGUUCACCCUGCCCAACUUCAGAAAUGUGCACACAGCAGAGAAGCCUGUAAGCAAUGGAAGCGAAGGAAGGCCAGAGUGGGGUGAGGCUGGAAGAUAGACAAGUUAGAUGAGGAUUUAAUAAAGUAUGAAAAGGGUAGCUGUGGAUUCAGAUCUGUCAUGUAUGAGUUUUUGGUAUGACAACUCUUAAAUUCUUACAGCAAGAAACUAGGGAUUGCUGAAUAGGUAGUCAAUUACAGGGUAGCUAAUCCAGUAUUAAAUCAUAGGAAGCCAAAAAUUAAAUUUUGUGUAGGAAUUUCUGACAACCAGCAGGAAGAGGAUACACCAAAGCCAGCACACCCCAGGGGCUGGAAAGGCAUCCCUGAACAAGACAGUUGGUGCAGCGGGAAUUGUUCCAGAGAAGGAGUCUUCAGUCACCAGGGUGGGCCUCUGAUGUGGUCGUAAUGCCACUGUUUGGAUCAGUGGUGGGCAUGCCGCUUCAUUCAUGGCCAUGGGUGUGGCUCCCUUCUCAUUAACUUGUCUUAGUGAUGUGUUUUGACAAUCUGUAGACUAAAGACUCUUUAUCAACUUAGGUCCUGGGUGUAGUCACAGAAAGUAGUCUUUGAUUGUAGGUGGUCUUCUGUAUCCCGUUUAUGUUUUGUUUGCACUACUGAACAGGAGGGGUUAGCUGAUAUUUUUCCGGUUUUUCAUCCUUUUCUGUGAAGUCCCUGCACAAUAGUGAACACAGGAUUUCCCUCCAGAGUUACCAGUACAAAAAGUGUAUCAGUGCUGGUCCACAAAGGGUGGAUAAUAACGGUGUCUUCUAUGGGAUUUUGUCCUGCAAGUCAUGUAAGCCUUCUGUCUGCAGGCAGGAGGAUCAGAGGAGCUCUGAGUCACAGUCAUGCUAGCACACGUCAUGAUGGGGAGAGACUAAUGUGUUUGGGACCAAAACCACCCAAGUUGGAAAUUUCUGGAUCACAAAGGAGCCUGGCAUACCCUGAAGCCGUCACUGGUUGGUGCUGUCUGGCGGCCGUGCUGCACCAGCCCUCAGUAGUUACAAAGUGGGCUCUGAGAGUAUGCUGCGGGUUCUGAGCUGGUGGGGACUAUGGCCAUGGUCAGGUGAAAGAUACAAUCUGGGGCUUUCUGCAGAAAUUCCAUCUGAGGAUUUUUACAUGUAAUAUUUUUUUAAAAGUCUAAAGAGCAAAAAAAUGUAUAGUUGCAAAGUAUGCAAACGCUUUGGAUGACUUUAUUUUUAUUAUGUAAACUGUUGAACACGACUGUGGUGUACAAACUCUUUACAUGUAAGGAGUCCAUGCACUUUACAGUAACCUUUGUGAUUCGGUAAUGAGACAGUUAUACAUCCAACUGCCAUUAUUUUUUAUUAAGUGCUUUCUUUUUCUUUACAAUUAUUACAAAGUUGUAUUUAUUUUCUACAGAUGGAUUUUUGUUUUCAUGAUGCUGUAAUGUUUACUUCAGCUUGUUGAGCUUUCUUUGUGAUCUGCAUGUCACUAUGUGUGUUUUAAGAAUGACUGUAAAGGCUGUGGUAACUGUCAUUCACUUUUGUAAAGGGCUGGUCACACGUGGAUCUGGUUUCUGAAUGCAUUGGAUGAUUUUGCCAGAUCACCUUUUCAGAAAUUUAAAUAUUGUGAAUACCAAAAGAAGCAUUUUCUCAGCAAAAAUUAAUAGCUGGUUCUAUUUUUUUUUUAAUGUAGAGAAAAUAAAGUUGAAUUUUUUUCCCCAAAACAAUGCUUUUAAUUCUUAAUAGUAGGGUGGGUGUCUGUGCUGUCCUGGAGUUGCUCAGCGCCUGCUGCUGCGGCUUAUGCCUGGAGCUCAGCAUCCAAUGGCCUGGCCUGUGAGAAAACCAUCCGGCUCCUCCCAGGACUUAAAAGAUUUGCCUUCCUCCAGUCUUACCAUGUGGUGUGUUCUGGCAAAUGUUGAGCAGUCCUCUCUCUUGGAAAGAAUUAUGUAUGUAAGUGCACAUACAUAUGUGAUAAAUUUUACUGAUAGCAGAUAUUUUAAGCAAUUAGCAAAUGAUAAAAUGUAAAUAAUUGAUUUUUAUAAUAUGAUUGUCAUUGUAUUGAACCCUUAGAGCCAACCUGAAUAUCAACCAUGAUUUGAUUGAUGGCAAUAUGUCCUGAUACACUAACCAUCUAUCUCCACACACACUAUCAUUUAGUCUAGUGUAUGGCUCAUUGCUAAACUCUUAGCCUCCUUGUAGCUUCAGCAUUAAUUGGGAGUUUAGAUAAUUUAUUUUUAAUUAUAUCAGCACCCUAAAAUGAAAUGAUCAGAAGCCAGGAGGUGGUGUGGCUCACACCUUUAAUCCCAGCACUCAGGAGGCAGAGGCAGGCAGAUCUAUGUGAGUUCAAGGCCAGCCUGGUCUACAGAGUGAGUUCCAGGACAGCCAGGGCUGUUACACAGAGAAACCCUGUCUCAAAAAAACCAAAAACAAAAGCAAAUUAAAUGAUAAGCUCUUGGAGGCAAGUCUGAGCUACCUUCAUCACACCACUGUCCUGGUCCUUUUAUGUUUUGAUUUGAUUUAUUAACAUUGAAUAAAAUUCAUAGAAUUGAUUUACUUAUUGGUCCAAGAAAAAUCCUAUCCUUGACACUUGCAGGUUUUAAAGUGUGGGGAAAAGUUCCGAAAUCAACAUGACCAAGUAGCUUCUGAUUGUGAGGAGUCUGGGGACAGCAAGGUUUUCAGGAAGCACAGCGGCGGCCAGCUCUCCUUGUUUCUCAGAGCUGAGUAAAUGUGGUAUGCCUAUCCCCACCAAAAAAAAAAACCAAAAAAAAAAAACCGGUUUGUUUGUUUUUUAACAUUAAGAACAUUGAUGGUUUAGUGUCUUGUUUGUAAAAUACCUUUGACCCCAAUGAAAACUUUUAAUGUAUGAAAAUGUCUCGCACAAUCCUACCAAAUAAGUUAAAUCGUAUGGUUCAGUCUACCUCUUCUUUUCCUGGAUUUAGGCUGCUGGUUGGGUGGGGCAGCAGUUUUAUUUCCCCUCUGAAGUACUUUAUGUGGAAGACAACAGACUGGGGGACUGAGGCCUGAAAGCAGAUUAGAGGCUCUUUGAGAUCUGUUGCUGACCAGCCCUGUUCCCCAUGAGUUGGGGAAAAGCCAUUGUUUUUAAUUCCCACUUAAUAUGAAAAUGUUUGUUUUAAAAAUUGUUUCUUGCUGGUGAAAAAUGUAUUUUUAAAAGGAAAAACCAAAUCCUCUUUUGGUCUGAGGAGUCAGCUGUAUGAGCAGGUGUGACCGUAUCAUAACAUGCUGAUGUCAUAGAAAUCAAUAAAUUUUUACCUCUCAGGA
Molecule: messenger RNA, 6824 nt
Organism: Cricetulus griseus (Chinese hamster)
Lineage: Eukaryota; Metazoa; Chordata; Mammalia; Rodentia; Cricetidae
Source: RefSeq, a predicted model, not a curated record